UAAGACAAAACCAGGCCGUGAUUUUCGGGAAGACACGAGGAAGGCGGACCGCUUAAUGUUUUUAUUGCAUUUUGAUUGGUUGAGCAGCGCUGCAUUUGCUCUGUGAUUAGUUGUUAAAAUGCCAAUCUUUGGCUCUGCCAGAGAAAACCACUGCGUUGCGUUUGUGAUUUCACAGAAAGUCAGUCGUGAUCCAGUUGAGCCGUGGGUGGAUAGAGAGAGCCUUCCCCUGUUUACCUUCAUCCGAGCUGAGAUAACCGCGUUACCAGUGCCUACUUGGUUUAUUGUUCUUCGUUGUUUUUUCGGGAUAAGGUUUGUCCAUUUAUUCCCUGGUGUGUUUGUGGAGAUAGGACGCCCUGGAUGUCAGGGAUUCCCCCAAACUGAAGAGCGACCGUCAUUUCUCAGGCUAAGCUAGCAGGCAGCCAGCCACACGGCCAAACGGGUGGGGGUGGAUUUCUACAUUUCGGCCCACGGAAAGUGAAUUUAAAUGACGUGAGGAGCGUGUGUUGGAACAAUGACGAGCAGAGUACGUGGAUGUAAUGGUGGAGAGUCGGUAGAAAGUGAAGAAAUGGCCGUGGAUGAGAAUUUUUAAAGAGGUGUAAAGUGUUUUCAGCUAAGCGACGCUAGUUACUUAGCUUUAACUGAUAAGGAAGUUUAGCCUCAUUGCUAACUCUGACCAAUGCUUGACUAAAGGUCGCCUUAAACGCGUUUGUUACAAAGUUAAUUAUCCGUACAACGGGCCGAUUAUGGUGGUUUACGAAAAUGGAGGUUCAUAAUGUUAACAUAUCCUUGUGACUUUUAAACCAAAAACCAGUGUCAGUCAUAAAGUGUAAGCUUGUAAACAAAGAGUUAGGAGCUCCACCUGUUCACAGCGACGUCACACCUCGAGGUACUGUCCGAAUAUUGUAUCAAAACUCACCCAGUGAAAUGGAUUUAAAGACGGCAGUAUUUAAUGCAGCAAGGGACGGUAAACUUCGGUUGCUGCAGAAACUCCUGGAGAACAAAGAUGGACAUGAAGUGACAAAGAUAAUUGGCGAGAAAACAAACGGGGCCACGCCGCUCCUGAUGGCCGCCCGUUACGGCCACCUGGACUUGGUGGAAUAUCUGCUGGAGUGCUGCUGCGCACCUGUGGAGGUAGGUGGUUCAGUGAACUUUGAUGGAGAGACCAUAGAGGGGGCUCCACCGCUUUGGGCUGCCUCGGCAGCGGGACACCUAAAGGUAGUCCAGUCUCUGCUGGGCCAUGGUGCUUCAGUCAACAGCACAACCCUGACCAACUCCACACCACUGAGGGCAGCCUGCUUUGACGGACACCUGGACAUUGUGAAAUAUCUGGUGGAGCACAAGGCUGACCUGGAGGUAGCCAACCGACAUGGUCACACAUGCCUGAUGAUUUCCUGCUACAAGGGACACAAGGAGAUAGCUCAAUACCUGCUCGAGAAAGGUGCAGAUGUCAACCGGAAAAGUGUUAAAGGAAACACAGCCCUCCAUGACUGUGCAGAGUCAGGCAGUCUAGAAAUCAUGAGGAUGUUACUCAAGUUUGGAGCUUCCAUGGAGCAGGAUGGCUAUGGCAUGACACCACUUCUCUCUGCCAGUGUCACGGGUCACACCAACAUAGUAGACUAUCUGACAACACAUCAGCAGACAAGCCACAGGGAGCGGAUAGAUGCCCUGGAGCUGUUGGGAGCCACAUUUGUUGACAAAAAGAGAGAUUUACUCGGAGCUCUGAAAUACUGGAAGAGAGCAAUGGACCUCAGAUACAUAGACAGUAACAGCAUUGUCCAUAAACCUGAACCCAAGCAGCUAAUCAUGGCCUAUGACUACGCCCGAGAGGUGACAAAUGGAGAAGAGCUGGACGGCUUAAUUUCCGACCCAGAUGAGAUGCGGAUGCAGGCUUUGCUAAUCCGAGAGAGAAUCCUUGGCCCACAACAUCCAGACACAUCUUAUUACAUCCGCUAUCGAGGUGCGGUCUAUGCAGACUCUGGGAAUUUUGAGCGCUGCAUUAAUCUGUGGAAGUAUGCACUGGACAUGCAGCAGGGCAAUCUGGAUCCCCUCAGCCCCAUGACUGCCUCCAGCCUGCUCUCCUUUGCUGAGCUCUUCUCCUUCAUGCUGCAGGACAGAGCCAAAGGGCUGUUGGGGACGUCUGUGUCAUUUGAGGACUUGAUGGGAAUCCUGUCCAAGAGCGUGUUAGAGAUUGAGCGAGCAGGCAGGCAAAAUGGACAAACGCCUUCUGACCCCGCACAGCUGAGCAAGGCACUGUCAAUCAUUCUGCACCUCAUUUGUCUAUUGGAGAAGGUGCCUUGUACUACAGAGCAAGAUCACUUCAAGAAGGAAACAAUCUAUAGGUUCCUGAAGCUUCAGCCAUGUGGUAAGAGCGGCUACAGUCCAUUACAUCUGGCAGUGGAUCGGAACACCACGUGUGUGGGUCGCUAUCCUGUCUGUAAAUUCCCCUCCCUUACUGUCGCUUCCAUCCUCCUGGAGUGUGGGGCAGAUGUUAACUGUCGGGAUGAAGAUGGUAACAGCCCUCUCCACAUAGCCGCAUCAAACGGUCACCCUGACAUCAUGAACUUGCUCAUUUCCGGUGGGACUCACUUCGACAGCACUAACGCCUUCCAACAAACCGCCUGUGACCUCCUGGAUGAGAAGGAGUUGGCCAGGAAUGUCAUCCAGCCCAUAAACCACACCACGUUGCAGUGCCUCGCCGCCAGGGUUAUCAUUAAGCAUGGCCUGGAAUACCAGGGAAACAUCCCUGAGAAACUGGAGUCCUUUGUCCUGCUCCACAGAUAAUGAUUGUGAAGGAGCAGAGGCUAAAGAUUGAAUGGCUGGAUGGAUGGAUUCAGGAGGUGGUGUUCUUACGUCACAGAGCAUAUGAGAUUCAAUACCUGACUCUCUUCAGGUGUGAUGAAAUAAGAAACCAAACCAUUUUUUUAGGGUGAGCAUUUGCAAAUCAGAAGUAUUUGAAGAGCGUAAAUCCGAUUGUCCAUGUGCACAAAAUGUCCUCAGUCAACCAGUGCAAUGUGGAGAAAUGUGAAUUAAACAGAGAGAGGAGACACUGUCCUCCUCCUUUGUGCUGUUUGAUGCAGCUGCAUCACUCUGGGAUCUGAGAUGUAUUCGGAGUGAACUGCAACAUGGAACAAACCAAUGUAUAUUUGAACUGAGCAAAGGGUUACUGUGUUUUUAUGCUUUAGAAAACAUAAUUUUUUUGCAUAUUCCACAAUGCUAUUUAUUGAAUGAAACUUGAGAGAUUUUUCUCCAUGCUGGCUCCAAAUCUGGCCUCAACUUUGCCGUUUCUUUCUUCUCAGAGCAAGGAUUAAGGUAUUUCUACACAUGCUGGGACUUCAGGUUAGGUUUUUGUUUUUUGGUCACUGUUGCCAACAGUCAUGGGCCCCUUCCUCAGUCAUCAGUAGUUAUUGUUUUUUUUGUUGUUGUUGUUUUUUGUAUUUUACAGUGAACAUAGUCAUUGUCAUGCAAAUCUGGAAAUCAGCCAGUGGUGUGGAUCUGUCAUUUGUUAUUAGUCCCACUCUGGUGUAAAACAAAAAGCUUUAUGAGAAGGGUUAAUGUGUGUGUGAAUACCGCAAGUGCUUUAUACUUCCUAUGCACAGGCUAUGCUGUUGUAAAGAGAGACUGUGCUGUGUAUUCUGUACUCGCACCUGUCUGUGCAAUAUCUCCCAUAAGUUUUUGUGUUUACCUCAUCGCUGCCGUUUUCCUCUAGUAUCUGGCUGCUUCACUCACUGAAGGUGGAGAUACAAAUUCAUGAAGUGUGAAUGGGUUUUUUUGGGGGGGUGGGGGGAUUACACAAACCUUUGAGGACAACUGUGUGGUGGAGUGGAAAUUCCAAAUUGCACGACUGCCACUGAAACACCACACUGGCAAAACUUUAACCAUCCACAACCGUUGAUGUGUGCAUGCCUGUCAACAGAAGUUACCUCCCAAUGUUCAGACACAGUCAAACUAUAGAUGCCAUUCAAUGAUCAAAAGGAGAACUCUGUAUUUGGACGCUGUCAUCAUCGACCCACUGUGCAUGUGCAGCAGCAUUGUGACCAACUAAUUCUUCAUAACAAGUCAUAGACUAGACCUGAUCUAGGAAAUAUCUGCUUGCGUUGUACAACAGUCAUCCAAGUGUACUGUAUGGAAGCCAAAGGCACAAAUGAGAGGGAGAAAGUGUCGACGUACGGAAUAGUACAGCUUUGUGAUCUUUGUUUGCACAUUAGCAUUAGAUGUCUGGAUUAAAAAAGGGCUUUUUCAUAAUCCGAAGGAUUUCACAUCUCAGUUUAUUCAACCUGACAGUUGUAAACCAGACAUGGGGAAUGUGUGAAGACUCCCAGGACAACUUGACUUAAAUCUGCACUUUACCACAGCGGAGUUGAAAUUGAUUUGAUAUGCCAUUAAUCAAGCUCAUGUCUUAAUAACAGUUCGACAAUAAACCCAUGUUGCACUUG
Molecule: messenger RNA, 4433 nt
Organism: Cynoglossus semilaevis (tongue sole)
Lineage: Eukaryota; Metazoa; Chordata; Actinopteri; Pleuronectiformes; Cynoglossidae
Gene: fem1c
Product: fem-1 homolog c
Exons: 6
Coding region: 925-2781 (618 amino acids)
Molecular function (GO): protein binding
Source: RefSeq, a predicted model, not a curated record